Messenger RNA from Cucumis sativus (cucumber), 1040 nucleotides. Its product is annotated as lectin. NCBI's taxonomy places the organism in Eukaryota, Viridiplantae, Streptophyta, Magnoliopsida, Cucurbitales, Cucurbitaceae. The record is from RefSeq and is a predicted model, not a curated record. The transcript has 3 exons. The coding region runs from base 74 to 775 and encodes 233 amino acids.
AAAUAUAGAUAUACAUACAUACAUUAUAUAUAUAUAUAGUUGAUUUAUCAAAGGUAAUUAAUUGAGGGUUGAAAUGACUACGGAAGCGGAAGCAAAACAGCAUUUGGUAAAAAAACUUGAGUAUGACCAUUGCUUAGAAACAAUUUUAGCCCUCGCAGACGACCAAGCUGGAGUCGAGUGGCCAACCUUCCUUCCUCUUUGCAAUCAACUAUCUCAACGUGGCAUCUCCCUCUGCAAUGGAACUAUCAAAUUCAGAAUUAAUCUCGAAACAAACACUAAUCGACUCUUCAUAUUACCAAAAAUUCUCACUAUUUUCGGGGUUAAUGAUCCCCGAUACUGGAAAUGGAUCUACAUCACGGACCAUAUUACUUCUGUGGAUGCCCCUCAACUGAUUGCAAUACAAAAGCUUGACAUACGUGGAGCAUUUUCCGCACCAUUGGUGACACCAAAAGUCUUAAACGUGUUAUCAUUAUUGGUAUUGCUCACUGAGAAUACCGGCGGAUGGCAGACUCCUUUGAACGUUACAAUCACCACACCAGAUGGGUCAACGAGACAGAGCCAAGUAAGCCUCGCGAGGAAGCCGAUAGGCAUUUUCUUUGAACUCACAGUAGGCGAGUUCACUCUCAAUGACGAUGGAUGUAACAGUACCGGCCUAGUUAAGUUCAGCGUAACGGAAUACUCAAACUAUGAAAAACGUGGGAUGCUGAUCAAAGGUUGUAUUGUUCGAGCAAAGUUUUCACUUGGCUGCACAAAUCCAACUUUGGACCGUGCAUAAAAUUCUCUUUUCUCAACUCAAACUACAUUUUGUAUUUUGAGGCAAUCUGGCUACAAGUUUAUGUUUAAUAAUUACCCAUAUAUAAAAUGAAAUACCAGACAUGUAAUAGCAUCAAAAAGAUUAUAUAAAUAAUACACAAACUGUUUUUGCAUACUAGCAAAACGGUUAUGUAUAAUGUUUUAAACACACUUUUUUCUCUUUCACAUAUCAAUGUUUUAGAAUAUUUGAGAGAAAGAAAUAAGAACUUGUUUGGAAGAUUUAACUC